Molecule: messenger RNA, 768 nt
Organism: Trypanosoma conorhini
Lineage: Eukaryota; Euglenozoa; Kinetoplastea; Trypanosomatida; Trypanosomatidae
Exons: 1
Coding region: 1-768 (255 amino acids)
Source: RefSeq, a predicted model, not a curated record
AUGAUUAUUAGCGCAACACUCAUCACGGGUGAUUCCUCAGAAUUAGCAAUUUCCAAAAUUGCUGACGAAAAGGAAGCACUUAAGACGGCUCUUAACCCGCCCUCCCUUCGCGCGCUGCACGUGCUUUGUUUUCCUGGCCACUCGAACUCCCGUCUGCGGGAUUGGCUUCGGACGCCACGUGCCCCCCGACCGUAUCCGCCCCUGGCCUUUGCGAGCCUUUAUCAACGGCAGCCGCCCCCGCCUGAGACCGCCACUUCCCCCCGAGUCCUUCAACAGGCACGCGGCCCAUCCGCGCACCGACGUCGCGGCAGUUGGCGGCUUCCUCGGCGGAAGGCCGUCCUCUCCGUCUCCCCGGCGGGCGUCGCGCGAGGUGACGGCGCCCCCAAGGCGUCGCGGGGCCUUGCGGCUCGGCGAGACCGCCUCCGCCUCGCGGCCGCACGAUGCCCCGAUAAAAUCGCACUUCGCAGUAAAAGGGACCGUUGCGCUCCCGCCGUGUCGCCGCGCGUUGGCCCCGCGCGGUCGCGCCCUCUCGGGGUUUCCCGCCAAGAUCCUCGCGACCGUGUGGGGAGUUUCGGGAACACACACCCGCGGCCCGCGCGCAGGCACGUCAGCCCCACGAGCUCCCCCGACCCCGCGCGAGACCCGAAAGGACCGCCCGCCCAUUCGACGGCAAAGCCGCUUGGAAGCAGGACGCCUUCAACCCAGCCAACGCCGCACCGUGGUGCCCGGAAGCGUGACCCAGCGGCGGCCCCGCAGUCCCCUCCUUGA